Thlaspi arvense is the source of this 1320-nucleotide messenger RNA. Lineage: Eukaryota; Viridiplantae; Streptophyta; Magnoliopsida; Brassicales; Brassicaceae. The record is from the annotation of a GenBank genome assembly.
AUGUAUUUGAUUGAUUCCACUUUUGGGCCCAGGCCUAAUAUCACAAAGCCCGUUUUGGAAACGGGACCGUUAAUCAUGGCGCUUCUUCGGCCGCACCUUCAUCGCUUUCACUCCAACAGUCUCCGCCAAUCAGCUUAUCCUUCUAAAACAACCGCCGAAUCUGGCGGUGGCCUACUUGUCUAUCCCACGUACGGUCGCCACCGUUGCUCCGCGAUCGCGAUCGACGCGCCGUCGUCUCUGACGGGGGUAACGCCGAUCAGGUGGGGAUACACGAGCGUCCAAGGAUUCAGGGAUGAGAUGGAGGAUGACAUCGUCAUCCGUUCAGAAGCUCUCGAUAACUUCUCCUUCGCCGCGGUUUUCGACGGCCACGCUGGCUCGUCCUCCGUCAAAUUCCUCAGGGAGGAGCUGUACAAGGAGUGUGUUGGGGCAUUGCAAGUUGGAUCCUUGCUGAGUGGAGGUGAUUUCGCUGCGAUCAAGGAAGCUCUGAUUAAGGCCUUUGAAAGCGUCGAUCAGAAUUUGCUCAAAUGGCUAGAAACAAACGGUGAAGAAGACGAAUCAGGUUCAACAGCAACUGUGAUGCUCAUCGGAAAUGACGUCUCCUUCAUUGCACAUAUCGGCGAUUCUUGCGCAGUCCUGUCACGAUCUGGGCAAAUCGAGGAGUUGACUGACUCUCAUCGUCCAUAUGGAAGCAGUAAGGCAGCUAUUCAGGAGAUGAAGAGAAUCAAAGAUGCAGGUGGAUGGAUUGUUAAUGGAAGGAUUUGUGGAGACAUAGCUGUAUCUCGUGCUUUUGGUGAUAUCCGGAUGUUGAAGAAGGGUGUCGAUGAAGGAAGAUGGUCCGACAAGUUUGUUUCCAGAAUCGAGUUUAAAGGGGACAUGGUGGUCGCAACUCCAGAUAUCUACCAAGUUCCUCUUACAUCUGAUUUGGAAUUCAUUAUUUUAGCUUCUGAUGGAUUGUGGGACUACAUGAAAAGAGAUAAGUACAGAGCUAACGGCGAUCUAUGUUUUGCUAAUGCAGCAAAGAUGUGGUUCUGCAACACAUAUAUGCUUGCUUGUGAAGCUCUUGCGCAAGUUGCUUUGGUAAAUAACGAGAAACUCUCCUCUCAAGCUUUCUUUAACCAGGAACCCGAAACUGACACUCCUUCUAUGAUUCAGGACCGGAGAUCAGAGGACAAUAUCAGCAUCAUCAUUGCUGAUCUAGGAAGAACAGAAUGGAAGAAUCUCCCGGUGCAGCGACAAAACAUGGUGGUGGAACUGGUUCAGGCCGUAGCGACUGUCGGUAUAGUUACUGUUGGCAUAUGGAUGACUUCGUUACUCUCUUGA